AACUUAGCCUUUCCAUAACUUUCUCUCUUAUAUAUAAACUCCACACUCAAAGAAGAGCCUUGCUUGAGAUAAGCUCAAGCCUCAAGCCACUACUUGUAACAUAAAAGGUACAAUAAAAKGGGCAUGGAGAGGGUGAAGAGAUUGGCAGCAGAAAAUGAAGUGCUGAUAAUCAGUAAGAGCUCCUGCUGUCUUUCUUACGCGGUGAACGUGCUUCUCCGGGAACUCGGAGUGAGCCCGAUGGUGUAUGAGCUCGACCAGGACCCCGAAGUGGCGAGGGAGAUGGAGAAGGCUUUGGUAAGGCUGCAGGGCUGCAACACGCCGCCCGUGCCCGCUGUGUUCAUCGGCGGGGACCUCAUCGGGUCCACGAAUGAAGUCAUGUCCCUUCACCUCAGCGGAGAUCUCAAUCGAAUGUUGGAGCCCUACAAGCUGGUUCAAGAGAACUAGCUAGAUGAUGAUGAUCAAAAACCUUGUAUUUGCCAAAACAUUAUUAGUUGCCUUUUAAGUUAUGUGAUAUCAUUUGGGUAAUGAAUAAAACUCACUGUAUGUCAACAAGUCUGUAAGUUGAUAUGGGAAUUUAGUAUAGACUUUAACUUUUCUUUCCAUGUUUCUGUUGAAGUUUGCUACUUCUUCCUUAAUCCCACUCUAUUCCGAGAAGGAAUUCUGUUGCA
This is a messenger RNA of Momordica charantia (bitter melon), 668 nucleotides long. RefSeq names its product monothiol glutaredoxin-S11. Lineage: Eukaryota; Viridiplantae; Streptophyta; Magnoliopsida; Cucurbitales; Cucurbitaceae. The record is from RefSeq and is a predicted model, not a curated record.